CGCACCGGAUUGACCCUGCGCCAAACAAAGGCCGCCGCACGGAGCGAAGGCAGGCGCCAUGCCCCCUCAGUUGCGCUUCCCCUCCGCCCUCCCCAACCUAUACCCUCACCUCCUCCUCCCCCGCUUCCUCCCCUUCCCCUCCCCUCCCUGCUCCUCUCGCCUUCUCCCCUUCACGCCGCCUCCCAGCCUCAGCAUCUCCAGGUCCCGCCGCCACCCGAUUCACCGCUUCCUGCCCCGAGGCAUGGCCACCGCAGCCGGCGAGGACGCACCGCCCUCCGGGACGAGCGGUUCCGGGGAGGGCGCUGUGCGGCCGCCGCGCCGCACGCUGGAGGAGCUCGCGUGGGACGAGACCUUCGUCCGCGAGCUGCCCGGCGACCCACGGUCCGACAACAUCCCCCGCCAGGUCUUGCACGCUUGUUACACCAAGGUGUCUCCCUCGGCGCCUGUGGACAACCCUAAGCUGGUGGCGUGGUCCGAGUCCGUGGCUGACCUCCUCGAUCUGGAUCACAAAGAAUUUGAAAGACCUGAUUUUCCCCAGUUCUUCUCAGGAGCAACUCCGUUGGUGGGAAGUGUGCCCUAUGCCCAGUGUUAUGGUGGACACCAAUUUGGUUCGUGGGCUGGUCAGUUGGGGGAUGGACGAGCAGUAACUCUGGGAGAGGUUCUCAAUUCUCGAGGUGAGAGAUGGGAGUUGCAGCUCAAGGGUGCUGGGAAGACUCCCUACAGCCGUUUUGCAGACGGCCUUGCUGUCCUGCGCAGCAGCAUCCGUGAAUUCUUAUGCAGUGAAGCUAUGCAUGGUCUAGGCAUUCCUACAACUCGUGCUCUUUGUCUAGUUGAAACUGGCAAAUCUGUUGUGCGAGAUAUGUUCUACGAUGGGAAUUCAAAAGAGGAGCCUGGUGCAAUUGUUUGUCGUGUAGCACCGUCGUUUUUACGUUUUGGUUCAUACCAAAUACAUGCUACAAGGGGCAAAGAGGACCUUGAAAUUGUUCGUCAUUUGGUAGAUUACACAAUACGUCAUCACUACCCACAUCUUGAAAGUAUUAAAAAGAGUGAAGGUUUAUCUUUCGAGGCAGCUAUAGGAGAUUCUCCAGCAAUAGAUCUUACGUCCAACAAAUAUGCAGCCUGGGCAGUUGAGGUUGCAGAGCGCACUGCUUACUUAAUUGCCAGGUGGCAAGGUGUUGGUUUCACUCAUGGUGUACUCAACACUGAUAAUAUGAGUGUGCUGGGCCUAACUAUUGAUUAUGGACCCUUUGGUUUCUUGGAUGCUUUUGAUCCUAGCUUUACUCCGAAUACCACUGAUCUCCCUGGGAAGAGAUACUGUUUCGCAAAUCAACCUGAUGUUGGCUUGUGGAAUAUUGCUCAGUUCACUGGGCCCCUGUCAUCUGCUGGACUUAUCAACAAAGAUGAGGCAAAUUAUGUAAUGGAGAGGUAUGGGACAAAAUUCAUGGAUGAAUACCAAUCUAUAAUGACAAGGAAACUUGGUCUAUCUAAAUAUAAUAAGCAGCUUAUUAGCAAGCUGCUUAACAACUUGGCUGUUGAUAAGGUUGACUACACAAAUUUUUUCCGUCUUCUUUCGAAUGUCAAAGCAGAUCCUGACAUUCCAGAGAAUGAGCUACUUGUUCCAAUAAAGGCUGCACUCCUAGAUAUUGGAAAAGAAAGAAAGGAAGCAUGGAUUAGCUGGGUACAGACAUAUAUUGAGGAGCUGGUGGCUAGUGGCAUCUCUGAUGAAGAAAGGAAAACUUCAAUGAAUCAAGUCAAUCCGAAGUAUGUUCUUCGGAACUAUCUCUGCCAGACUGCGAUUGAUGCGGCCGAUCUAGGUGAUUAUGAGGAAGUUCGUCGCCUAUUGAAAGUUAUGGAACGUCCAUAUGAUGAGCAGCCAGGAAUGGAAAAAUAUGCCAGGUUGCCGCCAGCCUGGGCAUAUAGGCCUGGAGUGUGUAUGCUGUCUUGCUCUUCAUAAACCCAACACCCAGCUAUGGAAAUACAGUGUUGUAUAAUUUUUGGCUGUAUAUGAGGUUCACCUGUAAGCUGUAGUGUUUGAAGCACCACAUGUUUUACUGAUGUGGGGCAAUCUCAGAACUUUAGUUGUGAUGUUACUUUACAGAGUUAUAUGCGCAUUUAGGAAAUGGAGCAAUCGGCCGCCCCUUAUUCGUAA
This is a messenger RNA of Brachypodium distachyon (stiff brome), 2149 nucleotides long. RefSeq names its product UPF0061 protein azo1574. The record is from RefSeq and is a predicted model, not a curated record. Lineage: Eukaryota; Viridiplantae; Streptophyta; Magnoliopsida; Poales; Poaceae. The transcript is spliced from 8 exons. Bases 59 to 1954 code for a protein of 631 amino acids.